AUGGGUUUAGAUGUUACCAGAUUGGUGUUGGACAUUCUCAACAAUAACAAAGAUCCUGGUUCCCUAAAUUCUACCUUUAUUGUUCUGAUUCCAAAGCGUAAGAAUCCUUCUUCCCCAAAGGAGUUUUGUCUUAUUAGCCUCUAUAACAUGAUCAUGAACGUUGUGAUGAAAACUAUUGCAAAUAGGCUAAAGCAAUUUCUCCUGGAGCUUAAGAAGAAAACUAAAGGAAAGAAAGAAGUCAUGGUGCUUAAAUUGGACAUGUCGAAGGCUUAUGAUAGUUUGGAGUGGGACUUUGUUGUGGCUACUUUAUGUCAUGGUGGAUUUUAA
Lathyrus oleraceus (garden pea) is the source of this 327-nucleotide messenger RNA. RefSeq lists its product as uncharacterized. Bases 1 to 327 code for a protein of 108 amino acids. NCBI's taxonomy places the organism in Eukaryota, Viridiplantae, Streptophyta, Magnoliopsida, Fabales, Fabaceae. The transcript is spliced from 2 exons. The record is from RefSeq and is a predicted model, not a curated record.